Molecule: messenger RNA, 3939 nt
Organism: Notechis scutatus (mainland tiger snake)
Lineage: Eukaryota; Metazoa; Chordata; Lepidosauria; Squamata; Elapidae
Source: RefSeq, a predicted model, not a curated record
CUUGUUGGGGAAGGAAAAGCAGGGUAAAGGUUGCUUCGAGAGGCGAAGCAAAAAACUGGGAGAGUUGUGUUGAGCGAUCUCGCUUCCGAAGCAGCCAUGGCGGAACAACCUAAGUCCCCUCAGGCACCUAUUAGCCCCGUAAAAAACUUUUUCGCGGGUGGCUUCGGAGGCGUCUGCUUGGUCUUCGUGGGACACCCUCUGGAUACUAUCAAGGUCAGACUACAAACUCAGCCCAAGCCUUUGCCGGGACAGGCUCCUCUUUAUGCUGGGACCUUUGACUGUUUCAGAAAGACUCUUGUGAAAGAGGGCUUCCGGGGCUUGUAUAAGGGGAUGGCAGCCCCCAUUGUGGGAGUGACUCCCAUGUUUGCUGUGUGCUUCUUUGGAUUUGGCUUGGGCAAAAAGCUGCAACAGAAGACCCCAGACGAAAUCUUGACGGUCCACACAGCCAGGCCAUCCAUGCCCCGACACCUGCCUCGUGGCCACAACAGCAAUGCAGCACUGGGCCUCCUGCUCCGUUCUGGCCGCGAGCAAGCAGAAGUGGGUCGUCAGCCAUGUGGGCUCCUGCCGGACAUGGCUGCGGAUGUUCCAGCCAGUGGGAUGUACUUCAUGACCUAUGAAUGGCUGAAAAGGAUUUUGACGCCUCAGGGGCAGAGUGUCAGUGACCUCAGUGUACCCAGAAUCCUCUUUGCUGGAGGCAUGGCAGGGAUCUUCAACUGGGCUGUGGGAAUCCCUCCUGAUGUGCUGAAAUCACGAUUCCAGACAGCUCCUCCAGGGAAGUAUCCCAAUGGCUUCAGAGAUGUCCUGCGAGAGCUUGUUCGAGAGGAAGGAGUGUUGUCCCUGUACAAGGGAUUCACUGCUGUGAUGAUCAGAGCCUUUCCUGCCAAUGCAGCAUGCUUCCUUGGCUUUGAAGUUGCCAUGAAGUUUCUUAACUGGAUUGCACCGGGUUUUUGAUGACCAAGAAGGAACCCGAGGGCAAGGAAAAGAACUGCGUUGGUAAUUGCAUUGGAGGAGAAAAAAUCAGAAUUAUGAAAUAAGCUAUAAAGUGACUCGUUUUCUAUUAAUCUUUUUGCCUUAACGCUUUCUGCGUGGUGCCCUUUUACCGGUCGGAAUCUUGAGCCAAAUCUCCUUCUGUGGAGAAAUUCAAGAGGAGUUCACAAUCACAUCCUUGCCUUCUCAAUUCAAAAGUACCAAAGUGGUUAUGCUGUUGAUAGAAGACCUUGCUGCUAUUAACAAGUAUCAAUGUUUAAUUCCCCUCCCUCCCCUCCUCCCUCAUUUUCCUGUGGUGAAUAAAGGAAAAUGAUUUUAAUUUCCCUUUUUAUAUUAAUAAAAAAUGCAUUGCUGGUUAUGGUACCAAGGACAUUCCAAGAAGCCAUGGGAUGUUUGGAAUCGGCCAUAAUGCAUUUAAUUCUCAGGACAGAAUUUAAGUAAUAGAUAAUAUAAAAUACAUUUGAUUGCACUUACAGGUAUUUGGUGCUGUUUGCCAUGAUUUCUUGUCAGUUCCUGUGGAAUAAAUGGGAACAUCUGAACAGUUUUGUAUUUCUGUUGAAGCCUUAUUCACUCUAAUAGUCCCUACAUAUACAACACAGUUGUAUGUUUUGACCAUAUGAGCCUCAUUUUACUGCCUUGUGGCCUCUCACCCAAGAUGCAUGGCAUGCAUUUGCUUCUUUCUUAAUAUAAAAAGAAAGCCAGCUAGGAGAACAAUGCAAAAAUUAAAGAGCUUAAAGUCACCAAAUAUAGAUAAGUAUUAAAGCAGUGAAGAUCUGCUGUGUGUUUGUGUAUGAUAGAAAAACCUCAAAUAAGUGAACAGCAGAAACUGCGGGGUAAACCCCAAUCACUUUGGUGGAAUGGGCAGUCAGUAUAAAAAGGCCUUUCUCUAAACUCAGCUUUGGUCCUUUCUGGAUAACUAAUGAUAUCUUGGGAGGCAGGUUUACAAGAGGUGGGCAAUCUUCUUCUACAUAGCAUGCCAGAUUAUGUAUUUUGGUAUUCCUGGUACUUGGGAAUGUACUGCAAUGGUUCCAAAGCAAUUUGCGUUUUACCCCAGCAAGCUUCUAAAGUUGGAGAAGCCUGCAAUAAGAUAACUAACUACAAUGCCAUUUUGUUUUAAUGUGAUCCUCUCUCGCACUCAUAUAUGUGUUUUUAAGUACAUCCCAUGUACAAAGAGAAUAAACAGUGUUUACAAAAUGUUUCACUGGAACAUGCUUAGGACUCAAUAAAAGUUGUAUAUUGGUUUUCUUGUUUGUUUGGCAUCUUGAAAUAGCUAUAUCAGUACUGGAAACAUAUCUCUUUUUCAUAGCAUCCUGGCAGUUUGAAGAAAAGAGCCUUUAUCAAUGGGAAGGGGCUGAGAUACUGGUAUUUGUUAAAUUGUAUGUGUGAGUCCAGCAACAAAAAAUUGCAGAGUGGAGUGUUCAUAAAAAGUUUCAUACUUUUUUAUCCAUUUUAGAAGGAUAUUCAAUGCAUUACCAUCUUAAAUGGACACUGGAGAAUUACCUCAGUUUCCCAAACAAUAUCUGUUUGAGCUUUAUUGAAAUAUGCAAUUGUUUUGCUAUGUAAAAGCAAUCAGAUUCUCCAAAUAUUUAAAAGAGAGUCAUUGAAUGCAAUGAAGUUUGGUUCUACAUUCAACGAAGUAUGGUUUGGUUAAGUUUGGUUCUACCAUACAUUAUAAUAGGAUAAUUUAGUGAAGGGAGAAGUCUCUUGCCCUCAGUCCAAAUUCCAUUCUUUUGUAGCCCUCCCUUCAGACAGAAAGAAGGAUAAUUUGAUGUCAGGAAAAAAGAAACAUGAAGUCUGGUGGAUCAGGUCUUUUAAGGUGGUACGUUUUAUGUCAACUUUAUGAGAGAAAACUCUGGAGUUUGGAUUCUUUUUACAAGGAGCACUUUGAAAGGACGGGUGCAAGGUUUAUGAAUGGGCCUUUAUAUGUUGUCCCAAAGGUGUGUUUUCAAAAGGCUACUGGACUUUGUUUUUUCUUUGAAAAGCACCUUUGGGACAACCAUGAUCCGGAUUACUGAGAAUCUCCAUAGACAUGCCUCUGUAGGUUCCCUUCUGCAUUCAUAUCACUCCAUUCUUGAUUCUCUUGAAAAUACAGAAAGAGAAUAGUCUUCUCUUGGCUGUUGUAUUUAUUGCUGACUGAGUCAUUUGUUUUGCCUGAGAUAGAAUGGCUGUGUUGAUAUAGUUUGGGUUAUCUUUCAUCUACAGUCACUUAUUAAUUCACCAGCAUUGCUGUUAACUUCUCCUUGGUUUUUUUCUAUACUCAAGAUAAUCUAAAAUCAGUUUUCUCAAAAACACGCCAUCUACUGUGUCAGAUAAGGAGAAUGAAGUCUGUACUUCUGAUUUAUGAAAUGCCAAUAGCUGCCUUUAAAAUGCUAUUCCUAUCUAUAGUUUUUAAGUGGGGGGAAGGGCUCUUAAAAAAUGAAUAAGUUACCUCAUGAUGCCCAAUAGCAUAAGAAGAUGGUAGUUAGUCAUUGUUUCAAUUAUGUAAGAUGAAGUACUGAAUUGUCUUUCUCUGCAGCGUACUGCAUCAUUCAAUGCUUAGAUCAUCCAGAAAGAUGAGUAAUUCAUUCCUUCCCACUUUAAGAACAGCAAAUAGGAAGUUCCUGGGGGUAGGCUGAAAUCCAGCUCAAGUCUUAGAAUAUAUCUUGAGUGUCUUAUUUUUAGUUAGAAAUCUUUGUGAUACAGGAUUUCAUUAGUUUAAUCUGGAUUUAUUGACCCUGAAUAAAAUAUUGCUGGGGGGCGGGCUGUCCAUUGGAAGAGUUUCUUGAAUGAUAGCAGUGCUCAAAGUCCAUAUUCUAUGCAGUGGAACCAAGUUGCCUUUUACAUUGGCUGCCAUACCUUUGACAUAAAGCCAUAAAGUACAAAGCCAUUUGUGGGAUGUAUUUGGUUUUUGGACUAACAUGUUAUGUUAACUCUAACCCUUGUGGUUUGUUCAAUAACUAUGGUUAAAUAAAG